Amaranthus tricolor (Joseph's coat) is the source of this 2787-nucleotide messenger RNA. Its product is annotated as C2 domain-containing protein At1g53590-like. The transcript has 12 exons. Gene Ontology annotation, molecular function: lipid binding. Bases 306 to 2483 code for a protein of 725 amino acids. Lineage: Eukaryota; Viridiplantae; Streptophyta; Magnoliopsida; Caryophyllales; Amaranthaceae. The record is from RefSeq and is a predicted model, not a curated record.
UUAAAUUAUUUAUUCAAAGCACCAACAGUUAGUCAGCAUUCAAAAUUCCCUGAAUUUAUCUAACCUUUUAAAAUUUUUAAUGAAUCUUCUUUGUCAUCUGAACUAAUACUUUGUCGUGUACUCCUUUUCUAUUCUAACGAAUGAUUGCAACUCAAACAAAUGAUAUUUUAUUUCUUCCCUUCUGAAUUCAGAAAUGAUUUUCUUCAUUCCCCUCCAUUUAUAGGGAUUUUAUUCGAUUUUGGAAUUGGGUAUAAAUAAAUAAUUAAUUAAUUUAAUUACCAAUAAAAAACGACCAAGGAAUAACAAUGGUGGUAACUGAGAUUUCGAUGAUCCAUCAUGUGGGCAUUGUGUUCAUUUUAAUUUGGUUGUUUAAUUCCUACAAUUGUUGCCACCCACUUCUUUAUCUUGUCUCUUUAAUCUAUCUAUACCAGAUUCAUGAAAGGUAUGUUAUGAGAUUAAGGAGAAAGUUGCAAUUUAAAGAGAAAAAGGCAUCCAAUCAAAGACGGAUACUAACAGAUUCUGAGACAGUAAAGUGGCUGAAUUAUGCAAUUGAAAAGAUAUGGCCAAUUUGUAUGGAGCAGAUUAUUUCUCAGAGGAUUUUUCUUCCUAUUAUUCCUUGGUUUCUGCAGAAGUACAAACCAUGGACUGUAAAACGAGCUGUUGUUCAGCAUCUUUACUUGGGAAGGACCCCUCCUUUGUUCACCGAUAUUCGUGUUCUUCGUGACUCUACUGAGGAUGACCAUUUGGUUUUGGAGCUAGGGUUGAAUUUCUUGACAGCAGAUGAUAUGAGUGCAAUUCUUGCUGCAAAACUUAGGAAGAGACUUGGAUUCGGAAUUGUGGCAAAGAUGCACUUGACUUGCAUGCAUGUUGAAGGGAAGGUGCUGGUUGGUGUAAAGUUUCUACGCUCUUGGCCAUUCAUAGGUCGAUUGCGUAUAUGUUUUGCUGAACCUCCAUACUUUCAGAUGACUGUCAAACCAAUCUUCAACCAUGGUCUUGAUGUAACUGAAUUACCUGGAAUUGCUGGUUGGCUGGAUAAGCUGUUGGCUGUUGCAUUUGAAGAGACACUUGUGGAGCCCAAUAUGUUGGUUGUAGACAUGGAGAAAUUUGUAUCGCCUGAGCCUGAAAAUUGGUUCUCUGUGGAUGUGAAAGAACCUAUUGCUUAUGCAAAUGUGGAAGUUAUUGAAGCAGCAGAGCUAAAGGCAUCAGACCUAAAUGGUUUGUCUGAUCCCUAUGUGAAAGGACAUCUUGCUCAGUACAGAUUUAGGACUCAGGUACAGAGAAAAACAUUGUCUCCAAAGUGGCAAGAGGAGUUCAAGGUUCCCAUUUGUUCGUGGGAUGGACUAAAUAUACUAGCGAUUGAAGUCCUUGACAAGGACCGUUUUUCAGUUGAUGAUAUUAUUGGAAAUUAUUCAUUGAACAUCAAUGAUUUUAGGGAUGGCCAUAGGCAUGACAUGUGGCUGGCACUUGAGAAUGUCAAGGUUGGAAGAUUGCAUCUUGCUAUCACUGUUGUUCGGGCGGAUGGCAAGGAUAAGGAACAGAGGAUUGGAGAAGUAAAGAUUGUGUCCGAGAAAACUGUAUCACUUCAGAACGAAAUUGCCGAGAAACGACCUGCCUCAACUGCAAACCCACAAUUGGUUUCUGAUACAUUUGAAGCAAUUGAUAUUGAAGGCCAGAAAGAGACAGGAAUUUGGGUCCAACAUCCUGGAAGUAAAGUUUCUCAGACAUGGGAGCCUAGGAAAGGAAGGAGCAGAUACGGUGAUACUGAGAUCCUUUCUGUGGAUACCCCAAGAUCAUCCUUGCCGAUUGACAGUAGUAGUGAUGAAAGUAAGGACGAUCACAACAAUAAACGCAGCAAUAUACUUCAAAGAGGCCUCGGUAAACUAUUCCACAGGCAUCAAGAGAAUGAAAUUCCUACCAAGACUGCUGGGAUUGAUGAUUUCUCAUCGCAUGAUAAUGUCAAAGCCGCUCACAUUAAAAAGGUAGGAGUAAACCUUGUAGUGGAUGAUGAAUUUUCUGGACCUCUUUGUUCUGAAGGAAAACCCGGAGGAGGUUCAAGUAAUGAAGGAAGUGGAGCAGAUAAUUCGGGCAAAUGUGAUGUAAAGGGUAAGGCUAAAAACAUGUUGAAGAAUGCUAAAAAUUCUGCACGGCGUUUGAAGCAGACAUUUUCACGGAAAGGAUCCAAGAAGAAUAUGGAUACUCCAGAAGUGGGGAUUCCUUUGGAAACCGAUUCAUCCGAAGGCGACUCAUUAUCGUCCUCUCUUUACGGUCAAUCAGUUGAAGGCGUUCCCAUUUGUUCAAGUUCCAUCUCAAGACGGGCUAAUGACGAGUCAGAGUUAAAGGAACCUGUUUUGAUGAAUGACCCUAAUAAGGCUACCCUUGAUGUGUCUUUUUGUAAGAGUAGUGAUAGUAUGGGCAGUGCCGAAGGAGAUCGAGGGUUGUCUGUUGAAAAACCUUGCAACCAGAAUCCUUCUGGAGAUGUGUAGAGGAAAGAUGGUCGAGAUACAUUCUUCUGUCUGGAAAGCUGUAACAUUGUGCGUGUAUAAUACAAGUCUUCUCUGAAGUCAUGUUGAAGGCUGUCCAAUUUUCAUAGUACCCUGGUUUCCAUCACUGAUGUUCAUGUACUUGAUUAAGGUGACCCAGGGAUUAUAGUUUUUCUUUUUCAUUAUGUAUAUUAUGCAAAAGCUUCUUUUAUAUAACAAAAUGAUUUGUAUAAAGAUAUAGACAUACAGAUCAUCGUUCAUAGCAAACUCAACUCGGUUUAUCUCGCAACGGUUGCUUGUUACAAAA